AUGGAAUCCUUCGCGAAAAAACAGCUGAAAGACAGUAUUCCGCAGGCCUUUCGGCUGCACGGCAUCUUGGCCAACGAUACCAAUUAUGCCACCGACAGUGACGAUGAAAUCGAGUCCUGGGACGACACUGACAGCGAAGAUGACUCCAGUGACGUCGAUGAAGACAGUUCGGAUCAAGGUGACAGCCAGGCUGAUUCGAGUCAAGAUGACAUUGAAGAUGAACAAAAUCAAGAUCAAGCUCAAGACAACAAGGAGCAAGAUCAAGAGAACCCACCUUUGGCGUUUGAGGAACUCAGUGCCAAUAGUCAACUGACCAGACAGCUGAGAAGACAGCCAGACGGUGUUUGCCUCAACAGUGUCCUCCGCCCUGGGCUAUGGGUGGUUGAUCCUAAUCUUGACAUGAAAAAUUACCCUGGAGGGUUCCUUCGCCAUUUGGCCAACGUCUGCUUCCAGGCAAACCUUCGGGAAUGCGCGCAUGAGCGGUGUAUUGAUGUCAAAACGUCAAUGGACCAGCUCGCCCCGUCUUGCAGCUGGGAACCCUUUCGUCGAUGGGCACUCACUGCUAUGUCUUGUCAAACUUCAAUGGACGAUGAGAGAAAGCUUACCAGAGCCCAUACACAUAUCGCCCGUGCUGUCUCUGGCUGCUUCAAGGUCAUCAAAUUUCAUCUCAAGAAGAACUCUCUGUAUGAAUCUGACGACUUUGAAAAAGUAGACUUGGCCGAGGUUGUGAAUCUCAUGUACUGGAUGACGCGAAUCCAGGCUGAUCUGGGAACCCCACCCGCAAAGAUUUCUGACUGGGACCAUCAUUUUGUACCCUUCAAGUACACCAUCAAGUCUGUACAGAGGGCAGCUCGAGAGGUUGACAAUCUGCGUAUCUGCAAAAACCGUCUGUGGAACCUUGUCAAUGUCAGUGACCGCAAGCAUGGCGAUCUUCCAGAUAUUGUCAUGUCUCUCUCCGACUGUGGUGAGCCACUCGCCCAUCAGAAACACGAUAUUUGUACACCAAGCAAGUGUCAAGAUGCGCAGAUGGACAGCACCAAGGUCGAACAACUCCAUAAAUGCGAGGGAAAGGACUGCGAACAAAAGACUUUCCCUGUCGAGUUACUUGCCACCAACAUUGAAGUCGGCAAAAGCACCGCUUGGGUUUGCAACACGUCGAAAGCAUCGCCCCAGCUCAAUUUCAAUAACAAAGACUACAUUGCCAUCUCUCAUGUCUGGUCCGACGGCACAGGUGUUGGUGUUAAGAAUGCUGGAACGGUCAACAAGUGUCUUUAUGACUUUUUUGAACAGACUGCUAUCCGGUUGGACUGCGGAGCGCUUUGGUGGGAUGCUAUCUCAAUCCCCCAGGAAUUGAAAGCGCGCAUGAAAGCAAUGAAAGACAUGCACAGCAACUAUACCAAUGCCAAGUAUACCGUUGUGCACGACAGCUAUCUUCUGAACUUCCCUUGGAGUGAUGACGGCAGCCCCUGUCUCGCUCUCGUGCUCUCGACAUGGUUCACUCGCGGCUGGACAGCUCUAGAGUUAGCCAUGGCGCAGAAGGUCAAGGUCUUGUUCAAAGAUCCGGACCCCACAAAGACAGAGCCCAUCAUCAAGGAUCUUGACGAUGACGUCCUGGCGAAGAGCCCACAAUCAUCUACCAGGGCGCAUUGGCUUGCUACGUGUCUUGUUCAGAGGAUCAGAAAACCAGUAGAACAUAUUGGCGAUCUGGUUGCAAUUCUUGGCCCUCGUUGCACGUCGUGGGCCCGCGAUAGAACUAUCAUCGCUAGUCUUCUCGCUGGUGUCCCUGACGUUGACCUUACAAUAGGUGAGAGCGUCAUUACCAGAUCAACUCUGGAGUAUCUUGGCAAGAUACCCUACUUUUGUCUACUUCAUGGAAAACCUACAAUGUACGACAAGGAGGGCUACUCAUGGAGUCCAGCGACACUUGAUGACAUGCCCAUCGAAGUUGUCGGAGGGACGCAAAAGGUUGAUGAUGACAUGGCGGAUACAAUGCUUGAGAUCGACGACAAUGGAUCACUCUGGGGUAUCUGCGCAUGUCGCGUAAUUGAUGAACAAGAGGUCAUCGAUGGUAAAAUCAAGCCAUACGGAGACAGCCUUGCAGCGACCAUCAAGGUGAACCUGGCUUUGGCAGAUCCGAGCAGCUGCCUCCUAGUCCGACCCUCAGCCAACAACAAGGACCCCAGGUGUAUUCUCGUCGUACCGAUCGGUAUUCUUCAGGAUGGACCAACUAUCAAGUGUCGCUACAUUGGUACUGUCCUGGAAGACGAGAUCGUGGGCUAUGGCCCGAAGACGAAUAUCCUGAUAGGAGGCCACGAGUCGGAGAAGACACAACCACUUGAUGCUGAUAAGGUUUUGAAUGAAUGGCUGUGGGAUGAUGCAAUCACCUUUGACCGAAACGGUGAAAUGGAGUUAAGAUGUAUUCAAGAGGAAGAAGACGAAGAAGAAGACCACGGCUUGGAACAAAAUCCUCUUGCGUCAGAAACUCCUAUGCAGAACGACAGUUGGACAGAACAGCAAGUCACAGAACUUGCGGACGAACUGGAACAUCUAGACCUUGGAAUGAUGGACGACCCUGCGGAUAUGACUCCAGAAAGUCUCCGUAUCGCUUUGAAAUGCAAGAACAGGAGUGCCACACGGUUUCUUGUCAAUCGCGAUGUCACUGUUGAUCUUGAGGAUUUCGUCAGUUGGAUGAAUUCUACCGACGAUGAUCCUCCCAUGAACAUCGCCCGCUCCCUUGGUCUCCUUGGCGACGUGUAUAUGGAGCAUGGCCAAAUUGGCAACGCUAUAGAUGCGUACGAGACUGCAUUGCAACAGCGAGAACGCAUGUCAGGAGAAUAUGACAAAAGCACAACACUUGUGAAAGUGAACCUUUCACUGGGACGAGCCUGGUUGGUUCUUCGACAACUCGUCGGGGAUGCAAGCGAUGAAGCGAAUAUGGAGUCCACCAAUGAUGAAGGAUCAGAGGAUGAUGACGGGUCAGAGGAUGAGGAAGGGUCAGAGGAUGAUUCGGAGUCCGAGUUCCAGCUCGAUGAUGGUACGAAAUCUCGGUUUAAACUAGGCACCGUCAAUCGGGCCAAAGAACUGUUUCAAUCCAUUGUCGAUCAAGGAAAGAAGAGGGGCAACUUUCGAACAGUUGAUAUACAAAAGCCAGGAGAUGAAGGUGGCGGUGCGAACACAGUCAAGUCCAAGGCCAACGAUGGCAAGGAGGAGACUCGUCGAGAUGAGCGUAGGGGGAUCAAGUUCCUUCGCCUCGAGCUCGAUGCAGUAGCUGAGCUGAUACGUUUGGCGGUAGGGGAAUUCCGUUUCGAUGACGCUUCGGAAAUCUGCACCGAGUCAGUUCGACACUUUGGCAACAUUGCCAACAUAGAGCUCUGUGAGGGAUUCAAACCACGCUGGAUUGAACGCAACACAAAGGAAGCAACGGCCAAGGAAAGUCGCGAUAAGGAAGCUGCAUCAAUCUACCAUCGCGUCCUAAAGAGGCUGAGCACACUGUUCAAGAAGCAUCACUUGCUUAUUGUUAUCACAAAGUUACACCUGGGUGUCAACUGUAUCUUUCGUUCCGAGCUUCGAGAUGCCGUCACCCAUCUAUCGGAUGCAAUCCGCGACCUUACUUGCCAUUCUAAUAAGGACACUCAGGAACGCGGAAGCUCCAACAUCCAGUUCACCGUUAGACCGGAUCAUCCCUUGAUUGCCCUGGCGAGGUAUUAUCUCGGUCACGCUUAUCUUGAACAAGAGAGGCUUCCUAAGGCCCUGAAUGAACUUACUCAGGCUUUGGGCAUUUUACCCAGCAAAGGACAUGACUCCAUGGUACUUCGCAGCGUCAUCAGGAUUGAUCUCGCGAAUUACUACCUCAAAGGCGAAGGCCUUAAUCCAAUGAUGGCACUGAAUACACUGAACCCCAUUUUCGAUGAGUUUCAAUCAAUGGUACAGUCGCAAGCGCCUGGCGGAGAACAUACACAAGUCUUAGCAUCGAACAAUGAGCUAUAUGCACGGCUGGAGAUUGAGGCACGUUUCAUCCAAGCCAAGGCUGUCUACUACUCGGCAGGCCCCGGGAAUUUCAACCAGAACAAUUUUGACCUAGCUCUGAAGAUCUCCAUGGACGCCUUGGCGGGUACGCGAAAGCUGCCAAAGUACAAGCCUGAAAGUGACUUGGAAGAGGAGAGAUGCCUAUCUUUUCUUUCCAAGAUACAUGAGGAUUUCGGAAGCAAUGUCGAAGCUCUAAAAUAUCGACAAAGCUCCCUCAAGAUUCUCGAGACCGUUGAAGGGGAGCACAGCCUCUCAUGGCUGAAGGGCGCGAUAUCUUUGGCUCGCAUUUAUGAUAAACUCAACGUGCUCUACGAAGAAUCGGAGAUUUUACUCAAAAAGGCCAUCGAAGGGCUUGAGAAGGAUUUGGGAGAAUAUUCUACCAAGACUCUACAGACGUGUCAGCAGCUGGGACAGUUUUACUUGGACCACAACCAUACUCACCAAGCCGAGAAGUACUGCACCAGGGCUUUUGAAGGUUUUGAAAAGGCGCGCGGGGCCACAUCCAAAUACACUUUGAACGCAGCUCUUGUUCUUGGAAAGAUCUUGUCGCGAAACUUCAAGUACACCAAGGCAACUGAGGUGUUGCUGAAGGCGCAUACCGCUUACAAUAAGGAGGCAAUGAACUCACCGAACAAUGUCCACAAAAAGUAUAUCGUAGCGACUAGAGAGCUUGCGGAAUGCUUCGCUGCACUUGGCGGACCGGGUAACGAGAGAACAGCAAUCCAGUACAACAACAUGAUAUUGAAGUAUCUUGAAGAUCGCUGCCAGACAGAAACCAAGGACUACUGUGCUGUGCUUCUCCAGCAAGGAAACUUGCUCAAACAGCUGAGGGAGUUUGAUGCCACAGAGUAUAAGAUCAGGCUGGCAAUUGGCUUCUUCGAGAAGCACUCACAGCCUGGAUCUACCUACAGUCAGGAGAUAGAGGCUUUGAAGUAUGAAGGUUACUUUAGGCUUGGAGAGUUGAUUUUGGACAUGCAACGUCUGGAUAUACCUCGCAAAGGCUUCGAAGACGACAAGAAGGAUCCCGAAGACUUGAUUGUUGAAGCCCAUGAGGGCCUGAAGCGAAUUCUUGGCGAUGAAGAUCUACUCACUAUAGAAGUAUCGGUUCUCCGAGGAGAACUGUGCCUUGAUCAUGAUGAUGAGGAGGAUCCUGAGAGAGACCGCUAUCUUUACGAGUCUCUAGAGAGCUGCAGGCGAGUCUUGCCGCACGGCACACCAAUGACGAUUAGGAUCAUGGAUCGCUUGAUCAACUAUUGGGUCGACAAUAAGUGCUCCCAAGACAAAAUCGACACAGUCAGGAGAUGGAAACUGGAAGAUCUUCGAACAGGAUAUGGGCAAGACACUGCAGUGGCAAUCAUGAAGAUGACUGAUCUCAAGCGCGAAAACCUCUUUUCUUUGGAAACCAUUGCUCCAGAACAUCAUUAUGAAGACCAUGUCUUUCACGAUGACGAAGAAUCGGUCGAAGACGAUGAUUUGCCUGUUUGGGAUCAUAGGACAAUGCAGAAUGACUACGCUAUACAGAAUCAACCACAACAGUCGCUGGGCUUGCAGAUAGGUGAGCAGCUGGGCGGUAUAGUGCAUGCCGGAGUUACGCUGCCAUUUGAUGUUGUGCAAGGAUUUGUCAAUGCAUCUUUGACGGGUGUUGUGGGUGGAGUACAGCAGGCUAGACCUUACCAAGCACCCACGUUUAAUCCGCAACCAUCAUACGGAUCAGAGACCUCUGUACCUCAAAUGGUAGAUCAGAGACAGAUGUCCCCUCAGCCCUUUACCCAACAGUCAUACGCACCACAAACUCCUGUACCUCAAAUGGUAUAUCAGAGAGAGGCGACCCCUCAGCCCUUGAUCCAACCAUUGUUUGACACUGGAGCCUCACUCUUGCAGUUUCCCCUGGUAGCGACGCAGAGUUUUCUCAACGGAUUCCAGGAGGGCUUGAAUGGUCAAAGUCAAGGGAAUCCUGGCUGCCAAUACCCCACGGGACAGACAUACAAUCAACAAGGGUUUAGUGGUCAAAUUCAAGGAAAUCCUGGGUACCAAAACACCAUGGAGCAGGCAUAUCAGGAGGAGAACCAGCCUGCAGCAAAUCAAAUGACGUAUAAUGUACAGCAAGGAUACGGGAAUCAAAACACAAACCAGAAUAAUAAUGGUGGAUGGUUUGGUUUUGGUGGGUUUGGUGGUUAA
This is a messenger RNA of Fusarium poae, 6204 nucleotides long. RefSeq lists its product as uncharacterized. Lineage: Eukaryota; Fungi; Ascomycota; Sordariomycetes; Hypocreales; Nectriaceae. Gene Ontology annotation, molecular function: protein binding. The record is from RefSeq and is a predicted model, not a curated record. The transcript has a single exon. Bases 1 to 6204 code for a protein of 2067 amino acids.